Neurospora hispaniola is the source of this 1158-nucleotide messenger RNA. RefSeq lists its product as uncharacterized. The coding region runs from base 1 to 1158 and encodes 385 amino acids. The transcript has 3 exons. NCBI's taxonomy places the organism in Eukaryota, Fungi, Ascomycota, Sordariomycetes, Sordariales, Sordariaceae. The record is from RefSeq and is a predicted model, not a curated record.
AUGGCCGACAACCAGCAGCAGCAGAAGCCGAUUUAUGUCGCCACUUAUGGCCGCGAUCCCAAGAUGGCUGCGGCUGUCAGUGAGAAAAUGUUACCUGAUGUUGAAGUAGUCCACACGUCUCUCUCCCUCUCCACUGCCCUCCACGAGCUUCCCGCUCUCUUCUCAGGCGACACCUCCAUCGUGCCCUCCUCCGGUCUAGGUUCCAACACCAACCGCUCGCCCUCGGAGCGACACAUUCCCACCGCUUUGCUCGUCGGCGGCAGCAGCUUGUCCGACGAAGAAUACGAGAACAUUGUCUCAGCCGUACGGGAAGCGAUCCCUGGAGCCGAAGGAAGCGGCACAACCGUGCAGUUCAUCCGGAUCGGAAAGCGAGAUUUUAUCGGAAGAGGCUUGCUGGGGCGAGGACUUAGGGGUUUCUUUGGGGCGGGGGCCGGCGAUGGCGUGGAUGGAUGCGCCGCGGAGGACCAGGAGGAGGGGGAGGGUCGUGGUGGUAUCGGUGGACGGUUUGGGGACGGUGAUUCUGCCGCAGGGAAUGAUAUCGGAAGGGAUACAAAGGGAGGAGGAAAGGGAAACAGAAAUGGGAAGAGGUUCUGGCAGAGGGACCGCUCUGCCGACAGUGGCAUUGGAUUACCGGACGACGACGACAGCUCGGAGACCCCCCAAGUAACAAACGAUGACUUCCUCGGCACCGCCAUCGCUACGGGCACUUCCACCUCUUUCGCCUUCGCCGGCUCCACUGGCUGGCGAUACAUCAGCCUCUCCGACGACGACAACAAUCAGCGCCCCCAUGCAAACCAAGACGAAACCGUUGGGCUGCUCCAAGGAAUGCGAUUCAGAGGCAAGAAAAAGAAAGGAAAGAAGGUUGUCAUGUUCGCCAGUGGCAUUCCAGAGGAGGAAGAGGAACAUGAAGAUGAUGAUGCCGAUGGGAAAAAGAAGGGUGUCAAAGGAAAAGGUGGCAAAUGUGAAGGAUGGUUUGAAACGCUCAUGGUCCAUGGAUUCGGAUCAAUCGCUCAUUUCUAUGUCCCCUGCGUUGAUUUCACAACUUUCGAUGAGAAUGGAAUGGUGAGUAGAGAGGUAGUUGCGAUGCCGAGGCAGAGACAGGCGCAUAUUGUGGUUUUUGAUGAUGGGCUGGGGGGUAUAGCGCUUCGUGAUCUAUGA